This is a messenger RNA of Culex quinquefasciatus (southern house mosquito), 1690 nucleotides long. RefSeq names its product probable cytochrome P450 304a1. Lineage: Eukaryota; Metazoa; Arthropoda; Insecta; Diptera; Culicidae. The transcript has 3 exons. The coding region runs from base 102 to 1649 and encodes 515 amino acids. Gene Ontology annotation, molecular function: iron ion binding; heme binding; monooxygenase activity. The record is from RefSeq and is a predicted model, not a curated record.
AUAUGAUAUCAAGGGUUGAAGCGUAUUUCAUAAGAAUAACUCCUGACGGGGUUCGCCUCAGUUAUCGCUGACGAACGUGUAACGGAAGGUUCAUCAAAGCCAUGCUCGUAACGUCUACCACUCUCCUCUGGAUGGUCACUGCCGGUCUGGCGGCGUAUUAUUGCUAUCGAUUUCUCUUUGGACGUCCACAGAACUUCCCGAAGGGACCUCCCAGACUGCCCCUGCUAGGAGGUUACGGAAUCAUGCUGAUGAUCAACUACAAGCACCUCCACAAAGCUGCCGCUUGGCUGAGUAACUUCUACAAUACAAAGCUAGUCGGAAUACACUUGGCCAGCUACCCGUCAAUUCUCGUGAAUGAUUACGACACCGUCAAGGAGGUGCUGACCCGGGUGGAGUUCGACGGACGACCGGAUUUGUUUCUGGGUCGAUUGCGCGAAAAAACCUUCGAACGGCGGGGAAUCCUCCUGACCGAUGGACCGGAUUGGAAGGAGCAGCGAUGGUUUAUGCUACGAUAUCUGCGGGAUUUUGGGUUUGGUAGGAGGUUUGCCGAACUGGAAGUGGAAACAGACUGCGAGAUUCGGACGUUGAUCGAGAUGGUUCGGUAUGGGGCAAAGUACGAGCACGAGGGGGAAUUUAUCGCGCCGGAUGGUUCCGUCAAGUGUCCGCAUGUGCUGUUUGGAUGCUUCGCCAACACGUUUCUCUACGUGUUGUCUGGGGAGCGGAUUGAUCGAGCUGAGGCGGCACCAUUGUUUGAGGUCGGAAAGCACGCACUGGCGUUCCUACGUCACGGCGACGACUACGGAACUGUCUUAAGCUUGAUCCCGUGGAUCCGACAUCUGUUCCCGCAUGCUUCCAACUACACCCGGCUGCGGAACGCCAGCAUGGGCCUGAACGCGUUCAUCGAGUCCGUUGUCCGGAAGCACUUGGACAGUUACGAGGAAAGUCACGUACGAUGCUUUCUUGAUUUGUACUUCCAGGAGAUGAAGAAGGUUGAGCCCAAGAAGGAAGGUUUCGGCUUUCAGGUUGAUCAGCUAAUCGUCGCUCUGGCAGACUUCUUCGUCGCAGCCAUUGCCGGUGUAUCGAUCCAGUUGUCUUUGCUCUUCCAACGUUUACUCCUCAACCCGAUCGUCCUAUCCAAAAUGCAAGCAGAAAUCGACAACGUCGUAGGUCACGGUCGGCUACCAACCCUCGAUGACCGUAUCAACCUGCCGUACACAGAGGCAACCCUGCGCGAAGCCAUGCGUAUCGACACGCUGGUCCCGUCCGGAUUCGCCCACAUGGCUCAGCAGGAUACGACCCUUCGAGGGUACGACGUUCCAAAAGGAACUAUCCUAAUGCUCGGCCUCGACGCGAUCCACAACCAGUGGGACAUCUGGGGAGAUCCGGAGGUGUUUCGACCGGGACGGUUUCUAGAUUCACACGGGCGAAUGUCUUUGGCCAAGGACGUAUCCGUUCCGUUUGGAGCCGGGAAGCGACUCUGCGCUGGCGAGACCUUUUCGCGCAAUACUAUGUUUUUGGUUGUGGCUGCACUCGUUCAGAACUUCAACCUGCGACAGCCGGGCUCGGACAAGAAACCCGAUCUUGGGGCACGAUCGACUGGAGUGGCCAUCUCACCUGCCGAUUUUUGGUUGAAGUUUGAGCCACGAUGAGAUUGAAUUUAAAACUAAAAUUAAACUACAGGUUGACUGUU